GCGCGCCCUGCCGCCGCCCGCCAUGCCGGCCCCGCCCGGCGGGAAGGUCGGGCCGGAGCCCCUCAGGGAAAUAAAGCUCGUCGUUCUCAAAAUCGCCCUGUUAUUUCCUAAUUUGGCUCCGAGCGGGAGGGCCGGGAGUGCCGGUCACAGGAAGCUGCCCGCGUCAGCAGAGGGAAAAAUGCCUUCUCCUCUUAAAAUGUGUUUAUCCGUUUGUGAACAAACGGGAAAAGAGCAAAACUCCGAGAUCGGUGCCCGAUGUGUUCCCAGGGAAAGCAGCUCUAUGCUGCUGCUGUGAGCCGCGCCUGGCUGAGGGCGCCUGCUGGCACCGAGCACCUGUCUGCAAAUACAGAGGUGUCAGCAAAGGACCAGGGACGGCCGCUCCCCCAGCAGCAGGGAUGCUCACACGAGGCCGAGCAAAACGCUGUGUUGCCGUGUGUGCACACAGCACGCCCUGUGCAGGGCCUGACAUCCCGUCCCGGGAGGAGGCUGAGGAAUGGUGCUGCGUUACCACACCCCGGCGUUAUCCAUGGGCUGUGCUGCUGCUGCCGCCUAAUUUUCUUCCUCUCUGCCCGCAGCUGCAGUCGGGUGAAGGCGGUCUUUCAUCAGUUUUAAGUUGAUUUUCUUUUAAUUAAAUGACUGAGAUAAGGAGAAAUGAUGUGCAGCGGGAGGGGGAAAAAAAAGAAAGCAGUUGCAAUUGCUGGGACGGCCAUUACAGAAAUAUUACCUGCAGCACCACUUAAAGGGCUCUUUUGUUUAUGCUUUGAUCGCUUUCUUAUUGCAGUAUUUGCAAUUGUAAGUGGAAAAUUACACCGUGUUCUGUUACACAAGCGACUGGUUGACGCAGCCUGAAAGACGAGGUUUUAUUUAUUAUUGCGUUUUCAGGGCUACGAACAAUAGAUGCGUUUUUUUAUUAUGGGGUAAAUAGCACUUUUCCACUUGACUUCAUGAUAACAGUUAACAGCAAAAAGGAGAUGCUCCUUUUUCAUCAGCUCACGCAACAAACUCGGGGCCGAGCAGCAGAGGAGCGGCUCAGGCUGAGGCUCCCGAUCUCCGCUGUGCUCCUCAGCCCCCAUGCAGCGCUUCGCCCCAAUUCCCUGCGUGGCGAAAGGAGAAAUCAAAGGAAAAGACGUGCAGAGAUCCCGCAGUGGGAUUAUUCCCAAACAGAGACAAUGCUGUGCAGAGGCUCCAUCACCUGGCUGCAUUGUAUUCAAAUGUUUGAACUGCCUGUCCAUUAACUCACUGUCUUCCCGUGGAAUCUUUUGUAGCCACCUGAAUUCGGGCCAGGUACAGCAGCAGGUGUGUGCUAAUGCUUACUUAAUGCUUUACUGCCAGUGCCAGUCGUAUCUUCUCGAGUUUCCUUUAAAGGUAAGGUUUGUCUUACAAUCUCAUACAAGUGCUUUAGCACUUUAGUAUCUGUUUUUCCCAAGGAGAUCAAAUAAAACCUCCAUUAGAUAACAAUUGUUAAGAGGAAAAAAAUCUAAUUUGCAGAUUAAGCCAACGAAAAGAAUUCAGUAAAAACAGAGCCACAAAGCAGUGUUACCAACAAAGAAUUCAAUGCUUUCCACAUAUAAUCCUUCAAAGAAGUGAGAGAUGUUCAUGGCAUAGGGGGGUGUGGGAAAAAGCUGCCACUUGUACAGGAAAUAUCAGGUCAUUUGUAGAGCAUCCAGUGCGUUGCGGUGCUUCUACCCCAGAACCCCUCCCGCAGGUUAGAAGGCUCAGAAUGGGUGAUUCCCUGAACUAGGGAAAAUCUUGGACUUUCAAGUGUGACAUGAUUUAAAAGCUUGAAUCAGAGCCGUUAGUCAUUAAUUAUGUACUAAAGCAAAAGUUUGCUCUUUUACAACGUUGUCAAAUCACAGGGAAAACCCUUAGCACUGUCGCUGCUUAUCCAUCAGCUGUACAGAUGCACCUGCAGACGGGCUCUGUACUCACCCCACACUGCUCUGGGAAGCACCACCGAGACACACCACGUCAGAGCAGAAACCAGAACCUCUCUUCCUUGGCCUUGGGAGCAUUGCAAAGACUGUGACUGUUUUCUCUCCCUCACCUUGCUGCAUCUUUUGAGAGCCUCCAGCUCCAAGCUAGCACGUAGUUAAUUGGAAAAUAAUUUAUCGACAAGAUGCGAAAGCCUUUGAGUAACGCAGGAGGCGAUUUUGCAGCUCAGCUUAGUAUAGCUGUAAGAAAUGAAUCAGUUGAACAAGACCAAGCACAUUCAGGCACUGGAAUUUGUGCCCUUGAGACUGCUGUUCCCAGCUCCAGCACUGAACACACCUCAGAGAAACAUCCUUGCAGCAGCUCGCUGCUCGCCUCACCCUCACACCGUCAGCUCUCCGCCAGCUCUUACAUAAAGUCUCUUGCUACAUCACUGCCACGGGCUGUUGUAAACCAUUUUUCUCCCCUUUAAUUCAAGUUCCUAGACAAGCAAAAAUGUAGAUUAUUGCCAGUAGUCUGGGGAACGGGGAUUUCUGUUAUGGAUGAUUAAUGAAACGUUAUUGUUUUGCACUUAGGGGGAAAUCACAGUUUCAUGCCAGUAAGGUCAGGGCCUUAAUAUGCUAUGCGCUCUGCAAAGGUGUACAGAAUGAUAGAUCACGUUCUGUAAUGACUGAGUCAAAGCCUCACCGGGGUAGAAGGGAACACAGCAGAAACAGAAGCAUGGCGGUGAAAGCCGAAGCAAACUUCUUAUUAUGUUGCUAGUUGCAAUUCUGGUAUAUCUAAAUCCACAUCUCCAUCUGCUCCAAGACAGGGGCCCCAAAACUGAGAUGCUGGAACACUGGCUCUGGAUACCUCCCUACUAAUCCUCCUAUCUGGUACGUCCCAAACUGCUCCUGGAUUAAUGCUACUUCUGCUGUGCUGUGUUGAGGAGGUUGAAGCUGCAGACCUGGGGCAAAAGGAGCCUUGGUGCUAAGUGAGGUGGUGGAAUUCUUCAGUCCCGUUUAGAAAACAAAUCUGUCACAACCUGGACUCCUCAGCAUUAACUUCUUAGGUCAGGCUGCCUCGGCUUGUUGACCUUGGACACAAGGCUCAAACUGUAGGUAUUUUUAUAGGUGUGCAUAUUGUAAAGCACAUCACCAGCACCAAGUGCCAGGACAUGCUGUAUUGUUUGUGACAGUGAGGCUCCUGAAGGAACGACAUCGGUUUGUGAGCAAUGCUUUUAAAAGGAGCAACGCUUCUGAGAACAGUUUGUUGCUAAAAGAGGUACAGACAUAAAGUGUGGGAGGCAGUGUCACCUUAGGCUCUGCACAGAGACAGUGUGCUAAGCCCCUGCAGAGGUUGGUUUUACAUGGUUCCCUCCAGUGGCCAGACCCAUCACACACAGUUUUACACAAUCCUUCAGUCUUUGGAAAUUCAUAGUAAAGUGAUUUUUAAAAGUAUAUUUUCAGGGGUUUUCCUUUCCAGAGUAGGUGUGCAACAGACUGGUUUGACAGGCAAAUGGAUAGAAAUCCAGUACAAGUUAGCUGUACCCAAAUGCCCAUAGCAAACACUGAGCGGUGUCCUGUAGAGAUCCCACAGAAACACUGUUUUGCAGGAUGGGGAGAAGCAGGUGGAAUCCAAUAAAACACUGCAAUAAUGGCUGAAAAAAAGAGGAAGGAGGUCAAAGUCUGAGGCUUUUGAUUUCUUUUUGCACUGGCAUUUGUCAAGGUGAGCAGAAUCCCUUGGCGAGGAGCUACCUGAGUUUUAACACAUCUGAGUCUAUAAAAACGUUAAUGUUUAAAAGGGUUUAUAUAUCCCUGAUAACAAUGCAUGGCUGAUAGGCAUCUCAUGUGGUUGUAAAUGUGCUGCAGAGACUUGCAAGACAUACAAGCCCUUGGUGUUCACUCUUGUGGUUUAUUAUGUUAUCAGAACUCAUUGACUGAGUUAUGGCUUUAUAAUAGCUCUUUUUCUGCAUUAUCCAACUGUUACCAUAGCAUUAUUACCCCGUGUCCCAUUAGAAGAUUGUAUCCAGAUUGAUUCCAGAUGAACACACAGAAGUUAGAUGAGUGAGGCUGUUUAAUGUACAGGGUCCUUUCCUAGGAGGAACCCAUUAUUUCCCCGAGCAAUGCCCACAAACCCUGCCUUCCUGAAGGUGGUAUUGGUUCUGGCUUGUGCUGGUAGAAAGACAAAGGCACUUGUGGGCAGAGAACAGAAUUUACUACCCAGCCCUGUAAGCCAACAAAUUGGUUGGCAGUGCUUAGGAGUGCAUAGUGGAAGCCAAGGUUUGUGAGGAAGAGAUGGAGGUGAGGAAAUGGCAUUCGUGGUAUUUUAAAACUGCCACGAUCAUCUCCCGUGGAGACCUCAUUCAUCCUUUCCAGGCAUGGCUCCUGCAGGCUGCAAGUCCGUCGGCUCGCUGCUUGAGAAAAGAUUUCAGGCUCUCUUAUCACCAGGUACAACCUGUGUUUGAAGCAGUUGGAAAGCCCCUGAGAAGACUCUCCUUUCUAUAGCAGUAGCCACCUCUGCUCCGGUAGAAGAGGACACAGACCGAGGUCUUCUCACUUGUGCAGCAGAUCCUGACAAGGACACAGCUAUGUGUUGCCCUCCUACCUUUCCUCGCACUGCCUACACCUCUCCUGCAGAUCACAAAUCCCCUUGUGAAAAAUCUCCCCUCCACCCCAAUAACCAGCUACAGAGAACAGGCAGACAUGCAGGCACCUUUCCUCAUGUCAAUCUAAUUAGAGUUUAUUGAUUCCUCUUGCCUCCAGCUAAUGUACUUUUAUUAUUAUUAAUAAAUAAUCAUCAUUUUUUCCACCAGUGGAGCCUCAGAGGAUUCUAGCAAAAAGGAUUAUUAAAACUAAAGAUUUCUAAAGGGUGGGACAGCAGCACAGCCCGGUAAUCAGACAGAAUAUGCAAGUGGGGAGCACAAUAUCCCCAUCCGAGAAUAUGUGAUGGAGCAUCACAUUGGCUUCUUCCCCUCAGGCCACCAAUUACAGCUGUGGCCUCCCGUUCAUGAUCCUUUCUGUUUCGCUGACAUCCCCCAAGGACACAAAGGGUGCGGGUGGCUCUCGGUGAGCUGUCAGCCCCCCAGACACGCUGGCUCUUGCAGGACCGUGCCCUGGCAUGGUGGAUGACUCAGUGCUCAGGGCUUCGCGCUCCUCCUGGUUGGCACCCGCUCUGCAGCAGCUCCAGGCAGCCUCUCUCCUCUGCCCAGCCUGCUGCCCAGCCCUGCCCCGCUCCACCUACAGUCACGCGGGGUCUCUUUCCCACCCGAGGCAGAAGUCUGGAGGGGAUGCUCUUUCCUAGAGGACUGCACAUAUCUGCUCUUGAAAAGGCAGGAACCACCACAUCACUAAACUAGACAAAGCACACUGCCUCUGACCAGUAGGCUGCAGAAUAGUGACUCAAGUGAUUUCGGGGGCCUGUUGGGAUGGUCAGCAGAGGACUAGCAGGACGGUAACAAUGUCUGCCACGAAAACACUGGGUUGCCCAAGGAAGUGAUUUUGCCGGUGUGCUGGAGAAACAGAGCUUUACCCGUGGGGGGACCAACACUUUUCUGCAAGCCUGAAGUCAGCACAUCGUGUCAGCUCCAUCCCAUCUACUUGGUUGGCUUUGUGUUCUCCAGGGGCUUCCUUGCCAGCUGCCCCCUGGUCAUUACUGAGGGCCUUCCCUCCCAAGUUCUGCUUCUCCCAUUGGCUGCCCAGUGCUCCAGCGAAGUCGCUGCACCAGGACAGCCAUGGGAGAGCCCAGCACAGCCCUUCCUUCUGCACCAGAAAUCACAUGGACCACAACAUCCACGUAACACUGGAAAACAAACACCUUGCUCUGUUCUUGCAGAUGAAAUAGGAGCUCCAGAUUAAGUUAAUCCAAUUUUCUGAAUAAAAUAGGUAGCUUUUUUGGCAGGUAAAAAUGUACAUGUGGUCCAAAUGGAAGUAAACAAGACCUGAGAGCCUUUUUCUCUGUGCAAAGCCACUUCCCCACAAGGUGUGCUCAGGUGAUGACAGAAGGGCUAUAAAGGAAGCCCCAGGAUGCUCAUACCCACAUUCUGGUUUCUGAUCCAGCCAUGGCCAUAACAAGCUUUCUGCAGUGUGUGGCCAUCAGCUCGCUGCUCUAUCUGGCAGCAGGGCUGGCCGUUCUCCUUUACUUCACCACCAGCUGGAAGAAGAGAAUUUGCAAUUUGCCUCCUGGGCCGCAGCCUCUUCCUCUGAUCGGAAACUUGAAUGUUGUGGACCUGAAAAAGCCAUUCCAGUCGCUGACAGAGCUCUCCAAGCUAUAUGGCAAUGUCUUCACCGUGCAUUUCGGACCCAGGAAAGCUGUGGUGCUGGCUGGAUACGAAACCAUCAAGGAUGCCCUUUUAAAUCAUGCUGAAGAAUUUGGAGAGAGAGCAGAAAUACCCAUAUUUAGGAAAAUGACACGAGGAAACGGCAUAGCAUUCAGCCACGGAGAGUUAUGGAAAACUAUGAGAAGAUUCACCUUGUCCACACUGCGAGAUUUUGGAAUGGGAAGGAGAACGAUUGAGGUCCGAAUCCUGGAGGAACUAAAUUCUCUAAUUAAACAUUUUGAAUCUUAUCAAGGGAAACCAUUUGACACGAAGAUGAUCCUCAACAAUGCUGUAUCCAACGUCAUCUGCUCUAUACUGUUCGGAGAGAGGUUUGAAUAUGAUGAUCCAGCAUUUCUCACUUUGCUGAAGCUGUUAAAUGAGAAUACCAAGCUGCUGGGCUCACCGAUGAUGCUGUUAUAUAAUUUCUACCCAUCCCUUGGAUUUCUCAUUGGAGCUUCCAAGACCGUGCUACAAAAUAUCAGUGAGCUGAGUGCCUUCCUCCAGGAACUCUUCAAGGAGCACGAAGAAGAAUUUAAUGAGAAUAACCUAACAGGCUUCGUUGAUGCCUUCAUGAUGAAGCAACAACAGGAGUCAAAGAAACCCCACAGUAUGUUCCACAAUGAAAGCCUGCUGUUUUCAACCCUGGAUCUCUUUGCUGCUGGGACUGAGACUACUUCCACAACCAUGCGCUGGGGUCUCCUUCUGAUGAUGAAAUACCCAGAAAUUCAGAGAAAAAUUCAGGAAGAAAUGAACCAGGUCAUCGAGCCAGGGGAGAUGCCGAAGCUGGAGGACCGGAAAAAGAUGCCUUACACAGAUGCAGUGAUACACGAAAUACAAAGAUUUGCCAAUAUUGUCCCAAUGGGUGUGUCACGAUCAACACCUACUGAUGUGAACUUCCGAGGCUACGUAAUUCCUAAGGGUACAGAGAUUAUACCGCUGCUGACCUCUGCUCUGAAUGACGAGCUGCACUGGAAAACCCCACAUCAGUUCAACCCAUCCCACUUCCUGGACGCUGAUGGGAACUUUGUUAGGAGAGAGGCAUUUAUUCCAUUCUCCAUAGGUGAGAGGGGUAAUUUGUGCCCAUCCUGGGGCCAGCCUAACAGCACCGUGCCCACUGACCCCAGGGAAGUAUGUAAGUGAAGGACACUGAUAAGGCAGGAUAAGAGGUUUCUGGCCAUUGGUCCUGUCCACCACUGCUAUAAACUGCUGUUCCUUGGGAGAUCUGGCAGACACUGAUUUAUCCCCAGGCACUGGAUGAUCUCACACACCUACAGGCUUCCAGGCAGCUUGACACUAAGUCAGCAGUACCCCCCUCCCCAACAUACCGAGAAAAGGAAGGAAAAGCUUCCUACCUC
Messenger RNA from Gallus gallus (chicken), 7581 nucleotides. RefSeq names its product cytochrome P450, family 2, subfamily AC, polypeptide 7 (gene CYP2AC7). Gene Ontology annotation, molecular function: iron ion binding; heme binding; oxidoreductase activity, acting on paired donors, with incorporation or reduction of molecular oxygen, reduced flavin or flavoprotein as one donor, and incorporation of one atom of oxygen. The transcript is spliced from 8 exons. Lineage: Eukaryota; Metazoa; Chordata; Aves; Galliformes; Phasianidae. Gene Ontology annotation, cellular component: intracellular membrane-bounded organelle; cytoplasm. Gene Ontology annotation, biological process: xenobiotic metabolic process. The record is from RefSeq and is a predicted model, not a curated record. Bases 5969 to 7366 code for a protein of 465 amino acids.